AUGACGAAGUUGAGUAUUAGCAUUAUUGUUUCAUUCCUAUUUCUAGCGUACUUAAGCGUAGUUCAAGGACUCAAUUUUGACAUAACAAAAUAUGGUGGAACACCAAAUUCAGAUAUUACCCAGGCUUUCAUAAAAGUUUGGAAAGAAGCAUGUGCAUCACCUGGUGCGGCUAAAAUAGUGAUUCCAUCCGGUAAAUACAGGACAAGUGGAAUAGAUGCUCAAGGUCCAUGUAAGUCUCCAAUUGAAAUUCAAGUUGAUGGCACAAUUCAAGCACCUUCAGACAUAAAUCAAUGUCAUAAAGGGAUUGAUCAAUGGAUCAGGUUUGGAACUAUGGACCAUUUAACCCUAUCAGGUAAGGGAAUUUUUGAUGGUCAAGGUGCAGCUACUUGGAAACAAGGUACAGCUGCUUGGAGCAAAAAUCAUAAAGUUAAUAACAAAGUUUCCAUGAAUAUGGGUUUUUAUUUUGUUAACAACUCCAUCAUCACUGGAAUUACAUCUAAGGACAGCAAAAAUUUCCAUUUUAUGGUUUACGGCUGCGAAAAUAUCACAUUUGAUGGCGUCAAAGUUUCUGCUCCUGGUGACAGUACAAACACGGAUGGAAUCCACUUGGGAAAAUCAACUGAUGUUAAAAUUCUUAAUACUGACAUUGCUACUGGAGAUGAUUGUGUGUCAUUGGGUGAUGGUAGCAAAAAAGUACUUGUCCAAAAUGUGAAUUGUGGACCUGGUCACGGUAUUAGUGUUGGAAGCCUUGGAAAGUUUCAAAAUGAAGAUAAUGUAGAAGGUUUGACAGUUAAGAAUUGUAAAAUAUCAGAUACUGAAAAUGGAGUGAGGAUAAAAACUUGGCCAUCUGGACCAGGAACACUUACUAUUACUGAUAUGCGGUUUGAAGAUAUUACCAUGAAUAAUGUUAGGAACCCUAUCAUCAUUGACCAAGAGUAUUGUCCAUGGAACCAGUGCAAUAAAAAGAAUCCAUCCAAAAUUAGGAUAAGCAAGGUUAUAUUCAAGAACAUUAAGGGAACUACAAAAGCAGAAGAGGGAGUGGUUCUUAUAUGCAGCAGUGGUGUGCCAUGCGAUGGUGUCGAGUUAAGUAAUAUUGAUCUCAAGUUUAAUGGAAAACCAGCAAAAGCUGUAUGUUCUAAUGUCAAACCUAUAGUUUCAGGAAUUUCUCCUAAGUGUGAAGCUUAUACUCCACCUCCCUCCGGCUGA
Vicia faba (fava bean) is the source of this 1206-nucleotide messenger RNA. The record is from the annotation of a GenBank genome assembly. NCBI's taxonomy places the organism in Eukaryota, Viridiplantae, Streptophyta, Magnoliopsida, Fabales, Fabaceae.